This is a messenger RNA of Spinacia oleracea (spinach), 2473 nucleotides long. Its product is annotated as protein MAIN-LIKE 2. NCBI's taxonomy places the organism in Eukaryota, Viridiplantae, Streptophyta, Magnoliopsida, Caryophyllales, Amaranthaceae. The transcript has 6 exons. The record is from RefSeq and is a predicted model, not a curated record. Gene Ontology annotation, biological process: meristem maintenance; meristem development. The coding region runs from base 180 to 2276 and encodes 698 amino acids.
CAAAACGACAACGCAGAACAAAUCGAGUACACAAAACGGCAAUGGAGGUUUAGAAGAAGUGAAGUUCAUCGGUUUCAACACAAACCCUAACAAAACGCGCAGCACAAGCCCCCCUCUCACCUUCAAAAUUUUCCUCCUUUCUCCCGCCAGUUUCUCAGUUUCUGAUUUUAUUCUAGUAGAUGGAGCUUUACGCAUUCAAUCCAGGACCUCUAGACGAUUCUGUGCUGUAUGAUCAAGAGAAGCAUGUGUCUUCUGCUGUUUGGGAAGGGCAGGAGCGUGGUGCACUUAGAUGUCAUGAGCACACUUCAAAGCUCAAUCAGUGGGUAUUGACACAAAAGCAGAUCGAGUAUAUUGAUAAGGCUGGGUUUGGAUACUUGAAAUUCAUUCCUGCAAUUAGCAUUGACAAUCCCCUGAUAUCUGCAUUAGUUGAAAGAUGGCGCCGAGAAACCAACACAUUUCACCUGACAGUUGGGGAAAUGACUGUAACCCUUGAAGACGUUGCCUAUUUACUUGGACUUUCAAUUGAUGGUGAACCUGUUAUAGGAGUCACAUACACUUCAUGUGAUGCUGUAUGUGAAAGAUAUCUUGGGAAGGCACCAGAUUCUGGAUACACAAGUGGGGGAAUGGUGAAGCUUAGUUGGCUGAAAGAAUGCUUCUCACGUUGUCCUGCAAAUGCAUCAGUUGAAGAUGUAAAACGUUAUACCCGGGCUUAUCUUCUUUACCUUGUCGGAAGUACUAUUUUUUCCACUACUACCGGUAAUAAGGUCCCAGUGAUGUACCUUCCCCUGUUUGAGGAUUUUGAUCAUUGUGCGAAAUACGCUUGGGGUGCUGCAGCAUUGGCUUUUUUGUAUAGAGCACUUGGUAAUGCUUCACUCAGAUCUCAAAGCACUGUUAGUGGCGGUUUAACACUAUUGCAGUGCUGGAGUUACCUGCACCUGAAUAUUGGCAGACCAAAACUUCCUCAAGAUUCAUAUUAUGACAAUUUUCCUCUUGUUCUUCGGUGGAAAGGGAAACAAAGUGGUCCAACUACAAAUCGAGAUAUAACCUUCUACCGUAAGGCGCUGGACUCGUUAAAGCCGGCUGAUGUUGACUGGUUUCCAUAUCAGAACAUUGACCCUAUGGUAAUACCUGAUGAUAUAGCAAGCAGCUUAAUUCCGGCAAGGUCUAAAACAAUGUUGAUAUGUUUUGAUAAGGCAGAGAGACACCUACCAGAUCGAUGUGUGAGGCAGUAUGGCAUGCCACAUCAACCGAUCCCAGAAUCAGUAGAUCGAUGGGAAAGAAAGAGCCGUGGGGUUGAUGGCGGGGUGGACUUGUCUGGAAAAAUGGAGUUGGAGCUCAAAGAAUGGUCAGAGCGUCAUUUCCAUCUCUUGCGAAGUGGAGAAAAUGUUGAUGAUAGCAAAUAUAUGCAUUGGUAUUUGAGAAUUACACGUAGGUUCGUUGGAAGACCGAUUCCUCUUGCAUCCGAGUUUCAAAGAAUGAAUGCAACACUCCGAGAAGUGGCACACAUUGCAGAUACAAUGUCCCUACAAGGAUUGGAUAACGAGCAAAUACACUCAAUAACAAGGAUAAGAUAUGUGGUUCAUGAGUGUCUACGAGACCAAGCAGGAAGUGUGGUGACAGUAGCAGCAUCACCAUCACCAGAAAAUGAGAAUUGUAACAAGAGAGGUAGUAGGGGUAAGGAGAAGGUCAGAAGAAAGGGAACGGGAAUGGGAAAAAGAAGGCGGAAGGAUGAAUUGGAGCAGUGCGAGGAAGAUAUCAUAAGUAGGGAAUUAAUACCAAAUUAUGCUGCAACUGGUAUUGAAUAUGUAGAACAGAUGCAUCAUCAUCAUCACCCAGAUAAUGAUGGUUUAGUGAAUGAUGAUCAACUCCCCUGCUAUACAGAUGUUGCAAAUGUAAAUGAACAAGAGAUGGAUGAAUCUCAUCUUUGCAUUUCUGUGAAUGAAGUAGUAGGCUUGCAAGAGGAUGGAGUUGUAACUGCUAUGGCUUCUUGUGAUGGAUUACAGCCAUCAGACUUCGUUGAUGAUCGCCCUCUAUCUGACGAGGACACAAAGUUUGAUGAUGAUGAAAAUGGUUUGGUUUCAGGUUUUGCUGAUCAAGACGAACCCAGUGAGCUAUCUGACGAAGAAGACACCAAGGUUGAUGAACAUGGAGCUAACUUGAUUCAGAGAGAGGAUAACAUCUCCUCUCCUCAUCAUGAUUCUUCAGAGAUGGCUAUGGAGGUACUUCCUCAUUCAUCUCAUGUAACUAUACAAGAUAUUUCUCGGGAUGGUAACUAAAACAUCAUGAGUAGUUCUGGUGUAUUUUUUACAGGGUUUCUACAAAAAACGUAGAACAUUUUUUCCGCAGCCUGUUAAUUUACUUGGAUUACUGAUCUAUGUUUUUCCGUCAGUACAAUCCAAACCCUCAUCACACAGUUGACUUUGCUGAACUAUUGUUACCAAAAUUGAAAUGGAUUGAUGAAGCCUUCUUCUCA